CGAUGCAGGGAAACGGGUGCGCUGCACACACACGCACACACCGCGUGUGCUCACGCCAAGUGCACACACGUACCGUGCACUCACCACGUGCACUCCUACCACGCACAGGCACACAUCGCACUACGCGUGCUCACACUUCAUCCGCGUCACUCGUACCACACGCGUACCACGUGUGUACACACACCAUGCACACACACACCACAUGUACUCAUACUGCACGCACGCGCACACCGUGUGCUCGUGCCGCACACGCGCACACGUCACGUGCACCCUACCACAUGCACUCGUGCCACACACACACACGUGCUCACGUGCAUAAAGAAAGGCUACCUUUUCCGAGCCGCUCGAGAGAGUAGCUCUCGGCAUGGAGCACCUCUGCGUGUCCUAGGAGGGAGGCGACGGCCUCUCCCCCCUGUAGCCGCUGGGUCUCCACUGCAGCUGACAGGCAGUGUGGGCACAGACAUGUCCGCUGGGCGCACCUGCUCCAGCCUCUCCCCGACUCGAUGUCGUCCGAUGAUCCCUGAGGAGGCUGGCCUUUGCAGCACCUCCCGCCUCCGGCUGGUGCCCGACACUCUAUGCGAGCCAGCUCCCGCCUUUCCCCUUUGGUCUAAUUGUCCCAGUGUUUAUUAUGUACGUAUUACCGGCACUUAUCGCUCAUUUAUAAUUGGUCAGGGCUCAGAUAUUUGUCAUCGGUUAUCAGCAUGCAUCCGCGGAUCGCUGCCGGCCCUCACGCUGUGCCGGGGUUGCACGGGGAGCUGUCAUGUUGUGACGUGUCAUUGCCUCCCUACUUUCCGGCACAAGGCUCUCGGGUCCCUCUGUCCCAGCCCAGAAAUCAGCCAUUUGUCCGAGGGGCCCUGCCUCCUCUUGGGGAAUGGUCGUGGAGACAGGCCUGGGUGCAAAACCUGCGUGUUGCUUUCAAGAUGUCUGUUUUUAGGCCGUGUCUGUGGACAGCGAGGGAGGACGGGCACACCCACACGCACACACCUAUGUGCGCUUUUGAGAGACCGCGGCGCCAUGCCGACACCUCCAGUUCCACCUCCGUGGGCUCGUUUGCCUGCCUUGUCUGUAUCUACAUCUGCCCUCCACGUCUUGGGAUCUGACUUCCCAUCCUCCUUAUUGGUAGAACGUGAUCGCGCUUCCAGAAGUCUGGACUCUUCCCAAAGGCACGCUCAGGGACAUGGCUCCCUCCUGUCCCGCCUCCACGUUUUUGCAACUAGCGUCAGUUUUCUGGUUUGUCCUCUUUGUGAAGAUGCCUGUGUGCUGACUACACGUUGUUUCUUCUCCUGGAAAGCACUCUUCUACUCGGGGACGACUCCCUCUUGGAGCCACGUAGUGCUUCAUCGUGUGGAUGAACCGUGGCCGACUCAGCCAGCCUCCCGCAUGCUGGCGUUUUCGUGGUUGCCAGGACUUCAUGACUCCCAACAGAGCUGUUUGAAUAACCUCAUGCACGUGUAUUUUCAUGCUGUUCGAGGUGCGUCUUUAUGGCGAAGUCCUACAAGUGGGAAUGCGAGGUCACGGGGAAGCGUGGAUCCAGUUGGCUGGGUAUUGCCACAUUGCCCUGCCCUUCUCCCCUCGCUGGUCUGGUGGUGGGGCAAUGGUGCCUCUGGACUUUGCUUCAUUCUUUUUUUUCUUUUUAAUGUUUAUUUGAGGCAGAGAGAGAGCAAGGGGGGGAGGGGCAGGCAGAGGGGGAGAGAGAUUCCCAAGCAGGCUCUGCGCUGUUAGCGCAGACAGAGCCUGAUGCGGGGCUUGAACCUAUGAACCGUGAGAUCAUGACCUGAGCCGAAAUCAAGAGUCGGACGCUUAGCUGACUGAACCCCCCCCAGAUGCCCCUUUGCUUCAUUUCUUCACGCGUGAAGGCGAAUGUCUUCAUAGGUUUGAGAACCAUCUGUUUUUAUAAGUUGUCUGUUCAUAUAUUUUGUCCAUUUCCCAUUGGACUCGGGGCAUAUUCCUCUCACAUUAUGUGCACACGCUUGGGUGAUUGCCCUUUAUCUCCAGUAUAUGCUGCACAGCCUCCAUCUGUCACUUUUCUUUCCACUCUGAGUGGGAAGUACCUUCCCGUGUGGAAGUUUCCGGUUUCCUUUUUGCAGGUUUAUUGCUCGUUUUGUGCCGAGUCCUGGUUGGGAAGCUUUUCCCACAGUCAGUUCCGCCGUGUUUUCUGUCCACGUUUGCUUAGUGUCUCUUCUGUAUGUAGACUUCGGGUCCGUUUGGAGCUCACUUUUGUUUGUGUGAAGGUAGGCCUUAUUUUAUCUUUCUCCAAGCGGCUGUCCGCUUACUGAAGGCCCAUCAUUGCCUCAGAGAUUUGAAGUCACACACCGAACAUGCACAUUUCAAGUUUGGGCAACUAUGAAUAAAGCUGCUAUAAACAUCUGGGUGCAGCUGCUUUGAGGACCCAUGAUUCCAACUCCUUCGUGGAAGUACCAGGAAGCAGGAGUACUAUAAAGUAAGAGAAUGUUUGGUUUUGCAAGAAGCCGCCAAACUGCCUUCCACAGUGGCCGCACCAUUUUGCAUCCCGCCAGCAAGGAGUGCUUCACAUCCUCCCAGCACUGGUGUUGUGUGUGCUCCGGAUUUGGGCCAUUCUGACAUGUGUGGUGUCCCUCGUUUUAAUGUGCAUUUGCCGGAUGCACAUGAUGUGAUGCUUACGUGCCGUCUGUACAUCUCUGGUGUCCGUUAAUGUCUUUAAGCCUAUUUUCCAACUGAACUCUUUCCUUAUUGUUGAGUUUUAAGGGUUCUUUGUACCUUUUGAAUAACAGCCCUUUAUCAGAUGUGUCUUUUGCACAGGGGUUCUCCCAGUCUGAGUGUCUUCUCGUCCUCUUGACAUUGUCCAUCACGGAACAGAGAAUUUUAAUUUUAACAAAGUCUA
Messenger RNA from Felis catus (domestic cat), 2860 nucleotides. RefSeq lists its product as uncharacterized. The transcript is spliced from 2 exons. Lineage: Eukaryota; Metazoa; Chordata; Mammalia; Carnivora; Felidae. Bases 463 to 1722 code for a protein of 419 amino acids. The record is from RefSeq and is a predicted model, not a curated record.